AUGAAUAAAGUUCAGAAAGGUACUACAAAAAGAGAUUCUAUCAGCCAUCCGAUUGGCAAUCCUGGAAAAACUCCUGUAUUAUCAACCUUCGACCUCGCAUUUCCAGGACUAACAAGCAACAGCUCAAACCCAUCCUCGGAUGAUCGUAACGGACAUCGCUCACAAACCUUGACACUUAGCCGACCUCCUGUGGGCUCGAUAGGAACCUCAACAACAACGACAGACUAUUUGCAAGAAAUCAUACCGUCUGGCUUCAAGUCAGUAACCAGCGCUGUGGAAGAAGCAGUCAGGUCUCGACUGAAGGCGGUUGGCUCCAAGACCGGAUAUUAA
Messenger RNA from Protopolystoma xenopodis, 330 nucleotides. Lineage: Eukaryota; Metazoa; Platyhelminthes; Monogenea; Polystomatidea; Polystomatidae. The record is from the annotation of a GenBank genome assembly.